Acipenser ruthenus (sterlet) is the source of this 1217-nucleotide messenger RNA. RefSeq names its product eEF1A lysine and N-terminal methyltransferase-like. Bases 540 to 1217 code for a protein of 225 amino acids. Lineage: Eukaryota; Metazoa; Chordata; Actinopteri; Acipenseriformes; Acipenseridae. The transcript is spliced from 4 exons. The record is from RefSeq and is a predicted model, not a curated record.
AGCUGAUCACAAACACACAUGGGGACACGAGUUUUGAGAUAAAAUCUAAUAAGAUAUACCCGAUGUUGUAAGAUAACCAAUGAAAGCGCUGCAGAUCAAGACGCAGGGAUUGUAAAUCGCUAUGAAUAAGUUACAGCAGUGUUGAAUUUCUUUAAAAUCAAAAGGCGGGCACGUUGGCGUCUGAUCUUUAGUUAUAUCUGGAGUUCGGUUUCUAACAGGUUUUAUUACAGAUUUCAGAAUCUAACAGGAUGCUGGUAUUUUGUUUGACGGAGUGUUAGUUUGCUGUGGUAGAUCAGAUUGAUUUCUGCUGACAGAUCGAAAUGGCCGCAUGAAUAAUGCCGAUAUUAUUAAUAUUAUAAAGCAUCUACACGCCUCCUGAGCAGAGCAGAAGAGGCGCCUUUCUGAGCUGAGUCCGCAUGUCGUGAAUGCGCCUGCCUUGGUUCAGUAAGUCAGUUACGAGGUCACUUUAGGGUGGUAUCGCAGUAUAGGUACAUUUAGACAGAUCUUUAAUUUGAGAGAAGCAUCGAUAACACGACAGGAUGAACUUGCUACCCAAGAGCUCGAAGGAGUUCAGCUCGGCGGAGUACUGGGAGAAAUUCUUCAAGAAGCGCGGCGACAAGUCAUUCGAGUGGUACGGGACUUACACGGAGCUGUGCGGAGUCCUGCACAGAUACAUCAAACCGACAGACGCGGUGCUGGUGGUGGGCUGUGGGAGCUCGGAGCUGAGUGAGCAGUUGUACGACGCUGGCUACCGCGCCCUGAAUCGACAUCAGCACGACCGCCCUCGCCCGCAUGCAGGAGCGCAGCUCUGCGCGGCGACCCGACAUGGCGUUCCUGUGCGGCGACGCCCAGCACAUGGAGCCCUUCAGCGACGGCAGCUUCCAGGCCGUGCUGGACAAGGGCACGCUGGACACCCUGAGGUGGGCCGCGUGCUGAGAGUCGGGGGGCGCUACGUGUGCGUGACGCUGGCCCAGGAGCACGUGCUGAGGGCUGCUGUGGAUCACUUCAGUGGGGAGGGCUGGGCGGUGAGAGUGCACAGGGUGGAGGGGCAGGAGGGAGGGUUCUGCCUGCCUGUGUUUGUGCUGGUCUGCACCAAGUUCCGCUGGCCAGCAGAGGGCGGCGCCGCGCUGCCCCAAAUCCUGGAGGUGUGCGAGGGGGGCGCUGUGUUUAUCGUGCCUCAGGGCCGGGAGACGAAUUGGCUGUUCGGCAAUGUAUAA